UUUAGUAUCGAUACUUGCUGCCAUCGCAAUCGCCAACGAAAUGAAAUCGUUUUUUUUGUAAUAUAAAAUCGGCUGGGAUAUUUAUGUGUAGUGUAUAUAUGUUCAAUAUCCAAUCAAUGUGAAAGUGUAUCGUGAAAAUAGUGAAUGAAAAUCGUGGCGGAAAAUGAAACGCGGUGAAGGCGACAACGCACAACUGGUGCUCGUUGUUACAUAAAAGGCAACCUCGCCCUCUCUUCGUCAUCAUCUCGAGGAAUUAUCAUCAUUAAUAUAUAGCAUCAUCGGAAACCGCAUCUCUGGAGUGAGGAAUAAGUGCAGGCAAAAGCAGAAGAAUCGAAGGAGGAGGAGGAAAAGAAGGAGAAGGAGGAGCACCACCUGGUCACCAUGAGCGUCUUCGACGACUUCCAGCGCUUGUGGAUGCAGCGCUUCCCGCAGAGCUCGCUAUCCGAUGCCUGGGAACAGGACGUGCGGGCGAGUCUCGAGCGGCACAAGCUGCGCAUCCUUGAGCUGACCAAGGAGCUCGAACAGGAGACCCUCUAUGUGGAGUACCUGGAGCGCCUGCUGUCCGAUGUGGAGAAGUAUCGCGCCUCUGGCGGGGAUCCCACGGCCCUCUUCGAGGCGGCCAGCGGAAGUGGUGGCACCAACAACGGUGGCACCACCAAUGGAGCACCGCCAGGCGGAGGCACCACCAAUGUGGACAAAGAGUUUAAAUCCAGUUUAAAUCUGCGCGAGUCCUCGACGUCGUCCGGCGGCAAGGACAAGGAUCGCCUGUCGCUCAACACGGACAACAAGUACACAACACACACGAAUGCCGCUGGCAGUGGGAGUGGCGGCGGUACGGCAGCGGGAGCGGGGGCGGGAUCCACCAGCGGUCCGCUUCACUCUGCCCCGCCGACGGGCAAACGGAUAGCGGAGCUGAAUUUCGAGCGAGAGGAGCGCGACAAGGACAGUGGCAACGAGAAGGACACCAACGGAGCUCUGCAGCAGUGCAUCACAGAGUUGGCGGCCUCGAUAAAAGCCCAGCCGGAUAAUGGGGCAUCUUCAACAGGAGGAGGAGGAGCUGGAGGAGCAGGAGGAUCAACCGAUGGCGGAGAUAAGGAGAAACAACCGCUGCGCAAAUCCACCUCGCAAUACGUCACCGUCAUCCAGGUGAAGGAGGCCAAAGAGAAAGAGGGCGACGAUGGAGGAGCCAGUGACCCACAGCAGUCGCAGCAGCCCACGCCGCCCUCAACAUUCGCUCGCUAUGCGGAGGCCAGUGCUCCUCCGCUGUCGCCGUCGCUCACCUCGUACGCAGCCCACGUGGAGGCCAAAAAGAAAAUGCCACCCAGACCUCCGCCAAAGAACAUUCGCCGCGUGGAGCCGCCCACCAUUCCCAGCCAGCAGCAGCAGCAGCUGUCGUCGUCGCCAAAAAGAGAGACUCCCUUUGUGGGCAGCUCGAUGCCGCUGCCCAGCAGCUCCGGCGGCAGCCUCUCCUCCGACAGUCCGGGCAAUUCGCUGGAGCGCAACAUCAAGCCCUCGGAUAUUCUGCGCCAGAAGUCGUCCGAGAAUCUGGAUUCCAAAUAUGCGGCGAAUCGCAAAACAACACCGGAGCUGGGCAAAUUUGUGAAUGUCAAUAAUCCUGAGCUAAUGGAGGAGCUGGGCCGCAAGAUGGUGGGCAAGACGGACAGUCUGGAGCAGGCCAAGCGGAAUGACUCCUCGCCCUCGGGCGGCGGCAGUCUGGGACGCACUGCCUCCACACCGGGGCGAUCAUUGACACCGGGACGAACGGGCGUCGGGGCCUCGCCCACGGGUAGCCUAAACAAGACCGCCAAACUGGCGGCAGCGGACAGCAGUUCGACGAGCAGUCUGGAGAAGAAGUCGCGCAACUGCCUGCAGGCCAGCGAUGCAGAGGGUGGAACGGGAACGAAUCAGCGGAGUGUGGGCUCCAAGGAGUCGCUGGCAUCGCAAGGCAUAUCAGAGGUGAUCAAGAGCUACGAGAGUGUCUCCUCGCUGAGUUCGGAAAGCGCCAAGGCGGCGGCGACGGCGGCAGCAUCCCAGCAAUCGGCGGCGGACAACGAGCCGUACUACGAUAGCGUGCCGCUGGACAACGGCGACGGGGAGUACGUGUUCAUCAAGCCCGGUCGCACCGGUUCCUCCUCCAGUCGCGAUGAUUUGUCAACGCCCGGCAGCAGCACUCUGCCGCUGGCCAAUCCGGCGGAUCCCGAAUCUCCAGGCAGGACCUCCAACUACGUCAACAUCGACUACUUCCUACAGCAAAGCAAUGAGACGCGGUCCAGUUCGCUGGACAGCGACGGGGAGUACGAGGGUCCGCCCAUAUUGCGCACCAUUUCCCACGACGAGCAGACCACGUCACAAACUACGCCGGGAGCACUUCGCAAGAACUUAGUUUCAGCGAUACUUGUUUCUGGAAAUGCCCGCGGUGCCAAAAUACGAUCUAUACUCAGCUCAAUCAUUCAGAGCGAGACGAUCUACGUGGAGUGCCUCAAUAAAAUGAUGCAGUACAAGAAGGCGAUCCACGCUACCCUGAACACAUCGCAGCCUGUGAUCAAGGAGGAGGAGGAGAACACGAUUUUCUUCAAGAUCGACGAGCUCCACGAUCUGCACACCGCCUUCCUGUCCGACCUGAAGACGAUCGUUUCCCACGAGGGCGGCGAUGUGCUGAUCGGUGAGCCCUUCCGUCGACUGGCCGAUAUGUUCGAUCUGUAUAGCGCCUUCUUGCACAACUACAAGAACGCCAUCGAGACGGUGAAGAAGUGCAGUGCGAACAAUCCGCAGUUCAAGAAGAUCGUCUCCACCAUAGUGGUCAAUCUGCAGACGGAGCAAUCGCUGACGCUGGAGGAUUUGCUGCACAAGCCAGUGGCUCGAGUGCAAAUAAAUGCCUUGGUCUUCAAUGAUUUGCUGCGCGAAACGCCGAUGGCGCAUCCGGAUCACCAGCCAUUGCGGCAGGCGCAAAAGAUCAUCCAGAUGUUCCUGAAUCAAUUCAAUGUCGUCAAUCAGCGGCUGCCCAGCGAAUCGAAUCGAAAUCUGCGACGCAUGGUCCGUAAUUCGUUCAUUGUGGAGCUGGUCGAUGGCCAUCGCAAGUUGCGGCAUCUCUUCCUUUUCAACGAUGUGAUCGCAUGCGCCAAGUACAAGGCACUGGGCAGGGAUCGCAUCGACUAUGAGCUCAAAUGGUUCAUACCACUGAAGGAGAUUUCGAUCAUCGAGGAGGCGGAUCCGGCGGCCGAACUGAAGGAAUCUAGUCCAGCGAACAUAUCGCAAGUGAAGCGCAAUUUGCGCUCCGUUCGAGAUCAAUUGGCCAUGGAGGUGGCGAACAGUGGAGGCGGCGGUGUGCGUUCCGGCGACAAGUAUCGCCGCAAGCUGGCCGAUCUGGAGUCACAGCUUGUGCUGGCCACGCCCAAUUUGGUGCUCCGGCUGGCCAAUAAGGCGAAUAACAAGACCAUGACCUUCUUCCUCAGCUCGGAUUUCGAGCGGACGCAGUGGAUCGACUCGAUCACGUCGCUCAAGCAAAAGUGCAACCUGCCCGGAGCCAAUACGAUCAAUUCGCUGGAGGUCACCGCCUUCAUUGUGGCCAUGCAGAAGGGCAUGAAGACUGAAAUGGGCUCGUAUCUGAUGCGCAACACCAACGACGAGAGCCUGCUGGUGGGAGAUCUGCACAUGGCCGUCCAGGGAUUGGGCGGCUUGGAGCAGGCGGCCGACCUGUACAUCUGCAUCGAGGUGGACUCUUACGGUCACUAUUUCCGCAAGGCCACCACCAAGAUGGUGUGUCGCAGUCAGACGCCGUUGUGGAACGAGAGCUUUAUGCUGGAACUGGAGGGCAGCCAGAAUGUGCGCAUUCUUCUCUACGAGGCCAAGGAGCGGCCGCUCCUGAGAGCCAAGCACAUACUCAAGUUGAGCCUCAGUUGGCUGACAGAAACCACGCAGCCGCGAACAAUUAAGCUUAGUGAGACCCUGGAGCUCGGCUGCAGCUUCCGGUUUGUGCCCGGCGAGCUAUGCCGCGCCACCACUAAGCCAGGAGCCCUCUUUGGUGCCAAAAUGAGUCAAGUAUUAAAACGCGAGAAACGCGACAUUCCGUUCAUCAUCAGUGCCUGCAUUCGUGAGGUGGAGCGGCGGGGAAUGCUGGAGGUUGGCUGCUAUCGCGUCAGCGGUUCCGCCUCCGAUUUGGCCAAGCUCAAGAAGGCAUUUGAGUCGGAUGCCUAUGAGGCGGAGCAGCUGCUGCGCGAAGUGGACAUCCAUUCGGUCACGGGCAUUUUGAAGACCUUCCUAAGAGAGCUGCCCGAGGCUUUAUUCACGGAUCAGCUAUAUCCACGAUUCUUCGACACAUUCAGCGCCUUUAGCAACAACAACGAAUCCACGCGAAUCAACGAGCUGCUCAAAGUUUUCGAGGAGCUGCCGCAGGUCAACAAGGCCUCCAUCAAUUCGAUUCUAGAUCAUCUGAUUAGAGUCCACGAAAAGGAGACGGACAACAAGAUGUCGCUGCACAAUCUGGCCAUGGUUUUCGGGCCCACCCUGCUGAGGCCGGGACAAACGCAGGUGAAGCAAAAGGAUCCGCUGGCCGCGAGCACCGUCGAUGUGAUGGCCCAGGCCGGGAUCCUCUACUGCUUCCUGCAGGCGCGCAUCAAGAAGGAUUAGGACUUUGGAACAGCCGUCUGCACAGAUAUACAUAUGGAAUAUAUAUAUAUAUAAACAUAUAUAUAUAUAUGCACAUAAAUUAUAUAUUUUUUUUACAUAGCAAUAGCGGUAAUACGAACGAAAUUCGAUGGAUAGCCUACGCAUACACCACGCCCCCACCUGUCAGCCACCACACGCCCCCUGCACAAAGUAUACACACACAAAAAAAACAGCUAAACACCUUAAAACCUUCCGGGAAACGCCUGAAAAAACACCUUGAAA
Drosophila takahashii is the source of this 4887-nucleotide messenger RNA. RefSeq names its product Rho GTPase activating protein at 1A (gene RhoGAP1A). Lineage: Eukaryota; Metazoa; Arthropoda; Insecta; Diptera; Drosophilidae. Gene Ontology annotation, molecular function: guanyl-nucleotide exchange factor activity; GTPase activator activity. Gene Ontology annotation, cellular component: membrane. The record is from RefSeq and is a predicted model, not a curated record. Gene Ontology annotation, biological process: signal transduction; positive regulation of GTPase activity.